UAGUAAAAGUCUAAAAGAUGGCCGGUCGAUUCCAAGCGCCAAGGAUUUUGGAUUGGCAUGAAAUAAAAUCGUGUGGCUAAUUGGUUUUCACGACCUCCAAAUAUCUUCAAUCCGGACCCUCAUCCUCUGUGACUGACUUUUCCCCCUUGCCUUCCUUGUUUCACUUCACUUUCCAGCUAAAAGCCCAAGUCAUUUACUCACCUUGGACUCAAAACUCCCCACUGCAGCAGCUUCAUCAGAUCAACCCAUGGCCUCUAUUUCAAGAUUUGUGGGAAAAGACUCUAGAUUUCUGUCGUUUGAUCCUUCUCAGAAACCAAGUCAUGGUUUUUCUCCCAGGAGAAUUCAAUCCCAUUUAAGUUUUAGAGAUGGGGUUAGUAAAGCUGAGCCUAAGAAAAAUUGCUUGAGGAUUCAAAAUAAGCCACAAAUUUCAGUUGAUGGAACUAUAAAAACCCCUGCUUUGUGGAAAUUAAGACUUUCUUGCAAGGCAGCCGCAAAUGUAUCUGGAGAUAUUCCAGGUGAUUCUUCUAGUGGCAUGAGCCAGUAUGAAAGAAUCAUUGAGACUUUGACAACACUUUUUCCUGUGUGGGUUAUAUUAGGUACUGUCAUUGGUAUCUACAAGCCUUCUGCGGUGACUUGGCUGGAAACUGACCUUUUCACUCUUUGUUUGGGAUUCCUCAUGCUUUCAAUGGGAUUAACACUGACUUUUGAUGACUUCAGACGCUGUCUGCGGAACCCAUGGACUGUGGGUGUAGGAUUUUUGGCACAAUACUUGAUUAAACCACUGUUAGGCUUUGCCAUUGCAAUGGCUCUAAAAUUGUCUGCUCCCCUUGCAACUGGUCUUAUCCUGGUUUCAUGCUGUCCUGGAGGGCAGGCAUCGAAUGUCGCAACUUUUAUAUCAAAGGGCAAUGUAGCACUAUCUGUUCUUAUGACAACGUGUUCAACUAUUGGAGCUAUUCUGAUGACUCCACUACUCACUAAGGUUUUAGCUGGUCAGCUUGUCCCUGUUGAUGCAGUGGGGCUUGCCAUCAGCACAUUCCAGGUUGUGUUAGUACCAACUAUUAUUGGAGUGCUAUCAAAUGAGUAUUUCCCCAAGUUCACAUCCAAAAUAAUUACAGUUACCCCUCUAAUUGGAGUUAUAUUGACAACUCUUCUCUGUGCAAGUCCAAUUGGGCAAGUUGCAGAUGUCUUGAAAACUCAGGGCGCGCAAUUACUCUUUCCUGUCGCCCUCCUACAUGCUGCUGCCUUUUUUCUGGGUUACUGGAUCUCGAAGAUGUUUUUUGGCGAAUCAACCUCCCGAACCAUUUCAAUUGAAUGCGGGAUGCAGAGUUCUGCACUAGGAUUUCUACUAGCACAAAAGCACUUCAAAAACCCGCUAGUUGCUGUACCCUCUGCAGUGAGCGUUGUUUGCAUGGCGCUCGGUGGAAGCGCGCUGGCCGUCUACUGGAGGAACCAGGCGAUUCGUGUUGACGACAAGGAUGACUUCAAGGAAUAGAAGUCUGCUACUUCAAUUCUCCUGUGUGUUUGUGUUUAUAAAAUCUUAGACUAGAGGCUAGAGCCAUUCUUCGCAUUCCAGGACACCAUUAGCAAUUCCUUCGCUUCUGUUAGUUGUAAUCUUCAAUGAAAGAACGAUUUUGGGCCUUAGGCAAGUUGCCAUUUGUCUGAUUGAGCUGAAUGAAAUUUGUUAAUGAAUAGCCUA
Messenger RNA from Ipomoea triloba (trilobed morning glory), 1696 nucleotides. Its product is annotated as sodium/pyruvate cotransporter BASS2, chloroplastic. NCBI's taxonomy places the organism in Eukaryota, Viridiplantae, Streptophyta, Magnoliopsida, Solanales, Convolvulaceae. The record is from RefSeq and is a predicted model, not a curated record. Gene Ontology annotation, cellular component: membrane. The transcript is spliced from 13 exons. Bases 248 to 1492 code for a protein of 414 amino acids.